Messenger RNA from Oryzias latipes (Japanese medaka), 1394 nucleotides. NCBI's taxonomy places the organism in Eukaryota, Metazoa, Chordata, Actinopteri, Beloniformes, Adrianichthyidae. The record is from RefSeq and is a predicted model, not a curated record.
AGUCUUUUGGUCUGAAUGUGUGGUGUCUGUGUUGCAGCAGGUGUCCUCGCAUGUGCCGGGGUGGCAAGGGUCUCAGUCUGCCCACAGGCGCUGCUGGCACUGAGGGAGAAAGCCAGAAUCUUCUGCCAGAAGACCCAACCUUGGGACAGGGCCGAGGCCCGGCUGCAGAGCACUGCAGGAGACUCACAGUCAGCCAUUCCCUUCAGGGAAGUUGUGCAGGACAUGGAUGACUAUUUGAAUCCACUUCUCACGCAGCUCAACUUUUCUUGUAUGAGGCCCCCAGCCUCACCCUUUCAGGGAUCUGAAGUGACCAAAAGCAAAGCUGAGGAAGACGAGGCCAGCACAGCAGAACCAGGGGAGGGUUUGGUGAUACUGGCAGACAGGAACUUGCUGGAGUUGCCUCUGGAGUCUUUGUCCAUCCUGCAGGAAGAAGGCCUCAGUUUUGUUUCACGAGACUUUUCUCUGCAGUUCUUCUACAGCCGCCUCAGUCCAGACAAGACACAGAAAGCUGAAAGUGACAACAAAACGGACACCAAACUUAGCAAGGGAGCGAAGGGGAAGGCACAUCAAAGCCAGGGCAUCAAAGCGACACCUGUUGGUCCCGUGCAGCCUUCUCUAGCCAUCCCAGUGGACAUACAAAAUUUUCACUAUUUCGUUGACAGUGAAGGAGAGAGAUGUUUGCCUCUGAUGAGGGAGGUUUUGGAAACACACAUGCAGCCUUUCACCCAUCUGUGGGGGGGCAGCAGAGUCUCUGAGACUGAGCGUGUGCUGCGGCGGUGCAGCGCCUUUAUCUACGUGGGGAGGGACCGCUUUGUGGGAAUCAUCCCCCCUAAGAGACUAGCUGCUCUCAAUCUGCCUGAGUGCCGGCUGGCUCUGCUCUUUGACCACGUUCACAAACAAGCUGCCCCUCACUCCCAGUCAAACCAUGACCCACACAAGAGCAUGCAGCGGCUCGCCCUGCAGGAACCUGUGGAGACCGCUCUGUUGCUAAGCUUGAGCGGUGUCAGCUGUGUGGUCCUCAACCAGUGGCCCUGCAGCCUUCAGCAGAAUGCGCUCAAUGCUGCAACAGUGCUUGAUGAACUGCUGAGGGUCAGAAAGAGCUCAGGCCAGACCAUCCAAACCCUGAGAGGGGGGGUCAACUCAGCAGAGCCGCAUCACAGAAAUCCAGGCUGGCGUGACACUGGGAGGUUAAACAACUCCAAAGAAGACGGCGUGACCGGCACACCAUCAGCCUUUAACUGCAUUCUUUACGGACUUCCCUAUUUGACUAUCACUUAAUUGAACAAAAUUCCCAGGACUUUUCUUACUGCUGAAGUUUUACCUGAACACCUGAGCUCCUGAAAGAUGAGGGCCCCUAUGUUGUCUUUGCUGCUUAGUAAAGAUGAAAACGUUGA